AUGCGCACGACCCACAUUAUUUUUGGUCGUCUGCGCUUGGGCUUGCGAGUUGCAAGAACAGUUGCGCAAGAACGGGGCGGACACUGCCUGGCAGAGGAGUACACAAAUAACGCUGCGCUUCUCCAGUGGCGGUGCGCAAAGAAGCAUGAGUGGAUGGCGAGUCUCAACAGUGUUAAAGAUCGUCAAACAUGGUGCCCUGAAUGCUUCCAUAACAAGCGGCGGCUAGAUAUCGGUGUUGCCCACCAGGUAGCUUCAUCAUUAAGUGGACAGUGUCUGUCAACAGAAUAUAGCAGUUCGGCCAGGAAGUUGCACUGGGUCUGCGCCAGUGGCCACGAGUGGUUUGCAACGCUCAAUUCUGUGAAGGAUAACAGCACGUGGUGCCCACAUUGUGCACAAACAUAUCGAUUGAGCCUGAGCGAGGCACAAUCAUGGGCAAUGGCACGUGGGGGGCGCUGCCUUUCUAAGAACUACACCAACGCUUCCACCAAAUUGCAGUGGCAGUGCGCAGAGGGGCAUCAGUGGCACGCUGGAUUUGGAGGUAUGAGAUGGUCUGGCUCAUGGUGUCCUCAAUGCGCAAAAGACCGGAUUCGGCUGGGGAUCCGUGUUGCUCAAGCUUUCGCUAGGGCACGCGGCGGAUUGUGUUUGUCUGAGCGGUAUUACAACAACCAGACGGCAUUGCGUUGGCAGUGCAAGUUGGGCCAUCAAUGGGAGGACUCAUUGAAAAGGCUUAAGCAGAGUGGCGCAUGGUGUCCGACUUGCCAUCCCAGACAUAAGCGCCUCGGCAUCGCGACAGCACGCACAGUAGCGCGAAAACAUGGUGGAUGGUGCCUAUCGGACCAGUAUGAGUCCCUUCGAACGCCCAUGCGCUGGCGAUGUGCAAACGGACACGAAUGGUCUGCCAGUCUUGAAGGUAUCCGAAAUCGUGGCACGUGGUGCCACAUAUGCGCUGGCACACGCUUGGAUAUCACAGUUGCCCAGAAUGAAGCAAGAAUGCGUGCAGGCUUUUGCUUAUCAGUUAGUUACAAGAACAGCCUGUCCCCUUUGGAAUGGGAAUGUUCAUUGGGACAUCGAUGGCAUGCUCCGCUGAGGAACAUAAGGCAUACGGGCACAUGGUGCCCACAGUGUGCGGCAGGGAAAAGCGAGCGAGAGGUCCGAGCCAUCUUCGAGACAAUUUUCUCUGGGCGCACGUUUGCGAAAUGCCGUCCCGAGUUUCUUGUUGGGGCACAGGGGAGACGGUUGGAGCUAGAUGGGUAUUGCCGUUAUUUGAACUUGGCGUUUGAAUACAAUGGCGAGCAGCAUUUUGAGGCGAAUAAUUUCUUCAAUCUCAAAGAGAAAGGGAAUUACGAGGCUCAAUUGGCCCGGGAUUGCUUGAAACGCAACCGUUGUGAAGGGCUUGGUUUGCGACUCGUAAUUGUGCCCUAUUGGGUUAAAGAUCGUUGGACCUUCAUCCGGUGUUCUUUGUUGCGCUGGUUUGCACUUUCUGACAUUUUUCCAGCGGGGCUAGCGGCAUAG
Prorocentrum cordatum is the source of this 1512-nucleotide messenger RNA. The record is from the annotation of a GenBank genome assembly. NCBI's taxonomy places the organism in Eukaryota, Dinophyceae, Prorocentrales, Prorocentraceae.